Molecule: messenger RNA, 1488 nt
Organism: Fusarium sp. VM40
Lineage: Eukaryota; Fungi; Ascomycota; Sordariomycetes; Hypocreales; Nectriaceae
Source: the annotation of a GenBank genome assembly
AUGUUUUCGCCGCUCCCAGUACGACACCCUUGGAGUUUGUCCGACAGUGAAGGCCACGGACCAGCGUGGUACAAGCGUGUCACCAAACGCCUCGUGCGAUUCUGCAGACGCAAACGACACAAAUUUGACGCCAAAGUGGCUGCGAAAACAAAACAAACAUUGCAUACCUCAUCAAACAACAGAAAUGAUGACGGCGAGCCAAUUGGCCAGGAUAUGACCUACAAAGCCCUGAGCCUGGUGAUCAAAUCAGGCUACCCUGUAGGUAGCAUCCGAGGCCGAGGGACGUUGCACAUUCAGCGAAAUGUCCUCAAUACGACCAAUGGCGAUCUGUGGAGUUUGGGCCCGGCCUUGCGCAUCGGCCCGUUCCCAUUGUUGGACCUUGUUCCUGAGAAGCUAGACAUCUCUAAGGAUACAGGGGACAGAUACAGGGCUGCUGCUGGGGGCCCCUCUCGCCAGAAAAGGCCACCGGGGAGCCCUGGCAAGUCUGGCACCAACAGCAAGAAACCGCGCAAAGAGAACAAACAAUCCAGCGACAAAGCCCAUAAUGACACAAAUGGUGAUGGUGAUGGUGACGGUGGUGGCGAUGGAGAUGGCGACGAGGCCCAGAGCGACAUAGGAAGUGAUGACGACGACGACGACGAAGGUGAUUCUAGUCGCGAUGGGCCACGUUUUCCUCAACCCCAAGAUUCCCCCGACCGCAAAACAUUUAAAUGCCCAUUCUACAAGUUCGAUCCAGCUCGGUACCAUAAAUGCAAAGGGCACCACAUAACUUCCAUUAGCUAUGUAACUCAGCAUAUCUUGAGAUGCCACGUAUUGAAACAGUGUACGAUGGAUGUACAGGAAACCGCCCAAUCGACAUCAACAGGUGAUACUUCCUCUUACCUGCUGAAGACGACAGACCCCGAUAAGAUCGUUUUCUACUGUCCAACAUGCCGGGACGAGUUCCGUCGUCGUGGCGCUGACGUUAGAUUUGAACGCCACCCCGCAUGCGAGGCAAAAAGCAUUGCACAGACGGGUGUUCUGCUACCGGCAGAGUUCGAUAAGCUCAAAAAGGAGGUCACUGCGACGUCUGGUAACGAUAAUAAAUGGGACAAGAUAUGGACAACGUUAUACCCGGGAGAUUUGACAGCAACCCAGUACAGCAAUGUAGAGACUGUUGCUCCAAUCGGUAUUGAUGUGCAGCCAAAUAACACCACCCCACAUCACCCGCUUGUCGGAGCUGUCAACGAGACUCAUCACCAUGAUUCACUACAAGCUUUCGGUCCCCAAAUGCCGGAUUAUGGGCAACUCCCGGACCCUUAUUUGGGCGAAGACGGAUUUCUUUAUCUUUUUCAGGAUUUCCAUGGGAAUAUGGAAAAUAAUAUUGGAAAUUUGGAUUACGCCACAAGCCAUAUCCCAAACCUUGCACCGACUAAUGAGACGAUGAUGGGGUCACGCCGAUUCAACCCUAAUAGUAUACAGAAUCCGCAAUUUCCCAGCAAUACCUAG